AUGGGUUCUACAUCUAAUCCGAAAGAUUGCCACAACUGCGGUAAGUGUAACCGGUCUGAUUCUGCUAACAAUAUGGUCGGGUGCGAUUUGUGUGAGACCUGGGUCCACUACGAUUGUGCUGGUGUAACCGACUCGAUUGCCGACCCGGAGCGUAGCUGGAAGUGCGAAAAAUGCCUUGCGGAGCUGAAUGCCAAGCCACGCAGCCAAAAGUCCGGAACAUCUCGCACAUCAGGCCAAAGUGGAACAUCUCAACGUCAACAACUGCAGCUACAACUGCUAGAAGAGCAGCGAAAACUUCGACUGAAACAUCAAGAAGAAGAAUAUGCGGCAAGGAAAAAGGCAGCGGAAGAAGAAGAGAAGGUUCGCAAGGAACGAAUGGAGGAAGAAUGCCGUUACUUGAAGGAAAAGUUCGAAUUGUUGUUGGCAGGAUCUAACGAAAAUGAUAGCCCCGUUAGCAGAGAUCGAGCAUCUGCAGCUGUACAACCUGUAGCAACCACGUCGGAGGGCGUGACACAAAGUGCAAGCACCAGGCAAGCGCCACCGAAUUCCUCUUCCACUCCGCAAUUCUCGCACAUCCGAGCUAACCCAUCGGGUGAAUUUGAACAGCGUACCUCUAUCUCGCGUAUUCCCAUGGACAUAUCGGAGUUUGCCCCGGGGGUGGGCCCGAGGGACGCAGCGCUGUAUCAACAUCAACGUCGCAGCUUGGACAUCCGCCGAUAG
Messenger RNA from Aedes albopictus (Asian tiger mosquito), 720 nucleotides. RefSeq lists its product as uncharacterized. The record is from RefSeq and is a predicted model, not a curated record. The coding region runs from base 1 to 720 and encodes 239 amino acids. Lineage: Eukaryota; Metazoa; Arthropoda; Insecta; Diptera; Culicidae. The transcript is spliced from 2 exons.